Messenger RNA from Cornus florida, 1122 nucleotides. RefSeq names its product F-box protein CPR1-like. Lineage: Eukaryota; Viridiplantae; Streptophyta; Magnoliopsida; Cornales; Cornaceae. The coding region runs from base 1 to 1122 and encodes 373 amino acids. The record is from RefSeq and is a predicted model, not a curated record. The transcript has a single exon. Gene Ontology annotation, molecular function: protein binding.
AUGGAAAGUGAAACCAAACUCUCACGAACAGCUAAAUCGCAGAGACUUCCAGACGAUGUCUUAUUCGACGAAAUACUCUCAAGACUUCCCGUUCAGAAUCUUAUGCAAUGCAGAUGCGUAUGCAAACCAUGGCAUUGUAAGAUCUCCGAUCCCCAUUUCAUCAAAACCCAUCUCCACCGAUCAACCGAAUCACUCGACAGCCAAAGACUCAUGGUCACACAUCCCUCCAAUGACCACUUUAUCUCCCUUGACUGCAAAUCUUUUUAUGAAUCGAAAAGGGUCGAUUCGCCUUGGAAGACCUCGUACUCCUAUGCCGAGGUAUUGUGUUCUUGCAAUGGUUUGUUUCUUUUGUGUUUUCAUUUCACAGCCAAUGAAGAUUGUAGCAAGGAUUUUGUUUUGUGGAAUCCAAGUAUUCGAAAGCAUGUGAUGUUUUCAUGCCCUUAUAAUUCUAUAUAUUCUGUUUCUAAUGACAACCUUUAUGGGCUGUGUUUUGAUUCAUCCACGAAUGGUUAUAAAGUGAUUAUCUUGUCGAAAGGUUUUGGAAUUUUUGUGUGGGUGUUUGAUUUGAAAACCCUUUCCUGGAAAGAGAUAAGGGAGUUUUCUUUUUCAAUUUCGUCUUGUGAGAAUGGGGUUCUUGUGAAUGGAGCUCUGCAUUGGAUUAUGACUUAUGAAGAGUGUUAUCCUCCUGUGAUUGUUUAUUUUGAUUUGAUGGAGGAAAAGUUUAAGGAGGUGCCGAGUCCGGAUUAUGCGAGCAAUAAAAUCAGUUUGGUGGAUUUGAAAGGAUGGCUUGGGGUAUAUGGAGUGACUGAUCAAACCCAAGUUGAAGUAUGGGCAAUGAGAGAAUAUGGGAAGAAGCAAUCAUGGAGUAAAUUGAUUACCUUCACGGCUAUGAUAGGAGGCCUCUUUUUACCCUCCUUGAAGCCUUUGUGUUUGACGAAAACAGGUGAAGUUUUGGUGGAAAUUGGCAACAGGAAACUAGACAAGAAAAUAGCAGCAUACGAUCCAAAAGAAUGUAUGUUCAAGUCUACAAAGUGCUUUUGGGACUUUCAUAGGUUGGGAGCGGUUCCGUAUGUGGAGAGUCUAGUUUUACUGAAUAAUGGCGAUGACACUACUAAGGUGUGA